Messenger RNA from Magallana angulata, 3510 nucleotides. Its product is annotated as zinc finger protein 341-like. Gene Ontology annotation, biological process: regulation of transcription by RNA polymerase II. The transcript has 12 exons. The coding region runs from base 93 to 2903 and encodes 936 amino acids. Gene Ontology annotation, cellular component: nucleus. The record is from RefSeq and is a predicted model, not a curated record. Gene Ontology annotation, molecular function: RNA polymerase II cis-regulatory region sequence-specific DNA binding; DNA-binding transcription activator activity, RNA polymerase II-specific. NCBI's taxonomy places the organism in Eukaryota, Metazoa, Mollusca, Bivalvia, Ostreida, Ostreidae.
CAUUAUUCAAGGGCGGUAACUCUCAAUAAACAUAUUGAAAUGGCUUGAUAUCGGAGGAAAAAUUCACCUUGGUCAAGAAUAAAAAGGUCAUCAUGAACCAACAGUUUAUAGAGACUUAUACAGUUCCAGGAAUGGACAGCCAGACAGCAGUAGCUGUUCAGUCAUUGAUAGAUUCACAAGUCAUAACUGAAGCAACACCAGUUGAUGAGGAUGAUGUAUUCCAAUGUGGGAAGUGUAAAAAGCAGUUCUGCUCACUGUCUGCAUUUCUGGGUCACAAACAGGCGCGGUGUAAUGGGCAGCGGACUAUUGUGUCCCUGCCUGCCCCUCGCUCCAAUCCCAAUGUGCAAGACAUAAUCAUCACAACCUCGAGAGGAUCCGCCCAAGCGGCUACAGAGACUUUACCUGUCAGUCGGGCAACCCAGGUUAUUCAGUCCUCUAUUCCCUCAUUCAACAAUGCGGCCAUUGCCCAGAACAUGAUGCUGGCUGAUGAUUUGAUGUCCUUUAAUAAUAUUGACCACAGUCUCGGUAACCAGACAUUGCAGUUGGGAUCCUCCAAUUCCCCAGGAGGAACUUACCUGCCCCAGGUGACAACAUUUUCUGUCCAGUCCCCGAACAGUGUCACCAUACUGGGCCCUGUCAGCAGUGCCCCCUCCCUGACUCCCGGCUCCAGUACCUAUUCCUCAGCCAAUCACAUCCAGAUCCAACCAGCCCCUUCCCAGCAGGCAACACUGGUCACAAGGGCUGAGAAGAGCAUUGCCAACUCUAUUGUCAAACCCAGCCCAACCAAAGCUGGGAGGAAGUCAGCCCAAGCUCAAGCUAAUGUUAACUUUGUGAACGUUAGGAUGAGGCGGAGCAAGAGCGGCAGCAUCAUUGUGGAAGGAGAAAAGAAGAAACUGGUCUGCCAGUACUGCAACAAAACUUUCACCAAGAACUUUGACUUACAGCAGCACAUUCGAGCACACACAGGGGAAAAACCUUUCCAAUGUAUUGUGUGUGGGAGGGCGUUUGCCCAGAAGUCAAAUGUAAAGAAACACAUGAAUACUCAUAAGGUGUGGCCAGCAGGGACGGGGAAGACCUUGCCCAGCCAGCCCCCACUGGAGGUGGAGAAUAUCAUCACUGAGCAGCCAGAGCAGCCCCCCAAAGUGACCCACAAAGUGGAGGUCUGCGAAAAGGAGGUGGAGAGAGAGGACAACAGCACUGAUUCUUCAGAACCAAAGGAGGACUCGAGAACCAAAGUGAUGAUUGACAACUCGUACAUCUGCCAGUACUGUCCCUGCAAGUUCAAGACCUACUUCCAUCUUAAAUCUCACAUGGUACAGCACAAGAACCAACAGGUGUUUAAAUGCUCCAUGGCCAAGUGUAGUCAGGUGUUCAGAGAACUGGACGGCUUCCUGGAGCACAUCAAGGAGCAUGAGUGUGAGAUGACGUACCGCUGUCACAUCUGUAGCAAGGUGUUCGUGUCCUUGUACGAACUAGGUCUCCAUCAGUACACACACAGUCUGUACCCUCAGCAGGGACCAAAGACCGGCCCAAGGCACUUUCAGUGCACAAGAUGUCAGAACAAGUACUCGUCCCCUGAGGCAUUGGAGCAUCACAUAAACACGUCCUCUCACGACCACCCCUGUCCCCACUGUAACAAGUCCUUCACCUGCGAGAGAUAUCUCCGACGUCACCUACCAUCACAUGGGUCUGAAGGCCAGUUCCAGUGUCCAACGUGCCACAAGAAAUUCAAAGCUGAACAUUACCUCAAAAUGCAUGCAUUAAUUCACACCGGAGAAACACCUUUUGCUUGUGAAAUCUGCAAAACUGCAUUCAAUCGUAAGGACAAGCUCAAGAGGCACAUGCUUAUCCAUGAGAAUUCCAAGCGAUACAAAUGUCCAUUUAAAGCCGUCACAGGCUGUACAAAAGAAUUCAGCAGAACUGACAAAUUGAAGUCACACAUUGUUACCCAUAGUGGUGUUCGUCCAUUCAAAUGUGGAGAAUGUGGCCGGUGCUUCAGCAGGAAGCCACAUUUAAUAGAGCAUGAGAGAGGUCACAGAGCGGAUUACAAAUUCAAAUGCCAGGUGUGUCACAAGGGAUUCUUUCGACCUAAGCUGUUUAAAGAACACAAAUGUGUACCAAGCAAAAACGGGGAGGCCCCUCAAAGGAUCUAUCGCCCCAGAAACAAAAGAAAAGUAGGUCGUCCAAGAAAACGCAUGAUUACAGUGGAGACGACUAAGGAUAGUAAGAUAAGUGAUGUCAGAGUUCAAAAUGUUAUGGUUAUUCAAUCUGAAAACGAAAAGGUUGUGAAAGAAAAUGAGACACAGAUUGUGGAAGGACCAUCUAUUGAAGUCUCAACUCAAGAAGAGGCAGAAGUAGAAGAAAAUGAGAAAGCUGUGAUCAAAUCUGAAAAGCCACCAUUUUGUGUCAAAGUCACUACUCCGGUUCCGCGGUACCUUGCAGUCAACGUACAUUCCCAGUCUAACAAUAUUCUAGGGCACGGAUUACAGACACAUUUCAUACAGACUUCUGCCUCAGGUUCCGGUUUCCAGAACUUAGUUUCCACAAACAGCGGCUACCAACCCAUCACCAUCUUGGAACCAAUUCCCAUUCAAAUGACUCAGCUGGACAAUGUGGCUCUGAGUGACCAGCUGUCCCUGCAAAUGACCUCCUUGCAGGGUGGUGUGACAGUCAGUGACAACAACGUUUCAGUGAUCGAGAGCGUGCCCGUUCAGGUGGUGAUGCCCGCGGAGGACCCAGACAACAUGAUGACCACACAUGUAGUUGUAAGUUCCAGCGGACCUGACCAGGGCUACCCCACAUCCCAGCUAGAGGAUUUCACCGGGUCGGAGGGGGAUCCAGUCUUACAAGGCACGGAGAAUCUGCUGAAGGCUCAUGCUGAGAUCUUGCAGUCAGCUCAAUGAACCAUUCCUAUUUUGUCUCCUCUGUGGAACCAAAGUUAUAACUCUUGGGUAUAAGCAACAAUUACACUCUAAAACUUGCAAAAAAUAAAGGAUUUUUUGGAAAUUCAAAAGUAUGUUUGAGCAUCGAUAAAUAUAAUGACAUUCUUUCAUGUCUGAAAUUUGUAAGGAAUCGGGAACUUUUAGAAUUUGAUAAGUGCAACUUUGACCAUUUAGAAUUAUAAUGUACAUGUAAUUGUUGUUAAUGACUGUGAACUGUUUUUGAUAUACACUGUACAUGUGUAAUUUAUAAAGAAAAUGAUGUUUGUAUUAUUGAUGUAUAGUAAUUGUGUUUCUUGGAUGAGAGAAGGCUUGGUCUAACUUAGUAAAAUUUGUUAAUGAACAGUGCCAUUUGAUAUAUCUCUGACAGACUUAAACAUCUUUGCAAAUGAGGCAUAAAGUAAGUUAAUGGAGAAAUUAACAUGAAAUCUAUACUUAAGUAUUCUUAUUUAUUUGUGUGAAAGUGAAUUUUGUUAUAUUUUGAAUGUUGUCUUGAGCUGUAAACUGUAUCAGUAACAUGUUACUAAGUUUAUUAGAUAAUUUGUAUAAAUCAUUGCCAAAGAUUGAAGAA